UUUGGUAAAUAGAUAGCUAGCACUCUCCCAUCACUAUUUUUGUGCGUUUGUUGCGAAUUGUUUUCUAUCUACCAUGGUUGGCUCCAAUUUUGGAAUUAUUUACCACAACUCCAGCACUGGGGGUUCCGCUGGACAGGGAAACCACGGACAAUCCUCAGGAGCAGCAGCCAUAGGAGGAGGAGAUCGGGAGAGAAACACGCCGGCCUCGCACCUCAGCGAUUUCAUGUCGCAGCUGGAGGACUAUACUCCGCUGAUUCCAGAUGCGGUGACCUCGCACUAUCUCAAUAUGGGAGGAUUCCAGGCGGAUGACAAGCGUAUCGUCAGGUUGAUCAGCUUGGCUGCCCAAAAGUACAUGUCCGACAUUAUCGACGAUGCAUUACAACACUCAAAGGCACGGACCCAUAUGCAGACAACUAACACGCCCGGCGGUUCCAAGGCCAAGGAUCGUAAGUUCACCCUGACCAUGGAGGAUCUGCAGCCUGCUUUGGCCGACUAUGGCAUCAAUGUUAGGAAAAUGGACUAUAGUCAAUAAUUUAAAUCUUACUUAUGUCAAUUGUAUGUUAGUAAUAGUACUUAUUUUUUGAUUAAAUAGAGAUUGUCUUAAACCAUUGGAUUAACUUUUCCGACAUCUAGUAUAUAUGUAUGAAAUAGCCACCCCAGUUUGCAGUCAAAUUUAAAAAAAUGAGAAUUCAUUUGAUUAUAAAUAAAUAGAACAAACUGAACACAUAAACAAAACAUAAUGCAUGUGACCACUUUCUUCUAUAUCCUUACCAAAUAAAAAUUCUUUGAGAUUCCAUAGAUACUGUUAAACCAGAAA
Molecule: messenger RNA, 817 nt
Organism: Drosophila rhopaloa
Lineage: Eukaryota; Metazoa; Arthropoda; Insecta; Diptera; Drosophilidae
Gene: Taf10b
Product: transcription initiation factor TFIID subunit 10b
Exons: 1
Coding region: 74-532 (152 amino acids)
Biological process (GO): transcription initiation at RNA polymerase II promoter
Cellular component (GO): transcription factor TFIID complex; nucleus; SAGA complex
Molecular function (GO): RNA polymerase II general transcription initiation factor activity; promoter-specific chromatin binding
Source: RefSeq, a predicted model, not a curated record